Lycium barbarum (goji berry) is the source of this 4260-nucleotide messenger RNA. RefSeq lists its product as uncharacterized. Gene Ontology annotation, molecular function: nucleic acid binding; RNA-DNA hybrid ribonuclease activity. Bases 1 to 4260 code for a protein of 1419 amino acids. The transcript has 6 exons. Lineage: Eukaryota; Viridiplantae; Streptophyta; Magnoliopsida; Solanales; Solanaceae. The record is from RefSeq and is a predicted model, not a curated record.
AUGAGCCAAGAGUCAGCAGUGCAGUUAGAAAACAACUCCUAUGAUACAACAAAGACACAUCAUGGUGGGGAGUCUUAUGGGGAUUCUUUGAUCUCUGAUGGGGCAAAAAAACAAGAGGAAAGUGGGCCUAGUGAUACUGCAGAUAGCUUGACGGUUGGGGAUCUACUUCAGCAAUCAAAACCAGAUGAGAUAGGGAUAAAACACAAUCCACCAGAUGGGCAAGCAAUUGACAUAGAAAAGGAAGCAGAAGAGAAUUUAACUGAUAUGAUGCCACAUUCAAUAGGUUUUGUAAUAUGUUCAGAGGGAGCAAGCCAACAACAAAUGAUCCAGCAAGGAAAACAUAGUCCACCAAAUGCUAAGUUGCAAGAAGUAGUGGCCCAUAGAGUUACAGAAAAUGAAGUCCUGCAGGCUAUAGAGGAAGAGCAGCAGCUAGAAGGGGAUCAAGGAAUAGGGAUCAUACAAUGUGAUGUGUUAAUGGACACAGACCAACAAAUUACUUUGAAGUUGUGUCACCAAGAUACUGGCAAAGACAUUAUCGCAACUUUUGUCUAUGCUAAGUGUGAUGAAGGGGAGAGAUUAGAGCUAUGGGACAGUCUUUACCAACUUGCAAGUGACAUGAAUUUUCCCUGGAUGGUUGGGGGGGAUUUCAAUGUAAUAUUGUCUGAGGAAGAAAAACUUGGUGGGCUUCCUGUCGCAUUAUCUGAGUGUGAGGACUUUGCUUUCUGUAUCAACUCUUGUGGGUUAUUGGACAUGAGAUUUAAAGGAAGUCCGUUUACAUGGUGGAAUGGGAGAUCAGCAGAAGAUUGCAUUUUCAAAAGGUUAGACAGAAUAGUGGUUAAUUGGUCAGAUCAUGCCCCUUUGAUUCUAUCAUAUGGAGAAGAAGCUGUUCACUCUAUAAAACCUUUUAGGUUUCUGAAUUUCUGGACUCAGCAUGAAACUUUCAGGGAGGUGGUGGUGCAGAAUUGGAGGACUCCAUAUGCAGAUUCCCCUUUCUUAGCAUUUAAACAAAAGCUCAAAAGCUUAAAAGGUGCUAUUUCUAGGUGGAGUAGGGAAACUUAUGGAGACAUUUUCAAACAGCUAGCAAUCAGAGAGGAAGUGGUGAAAAUAAAGGAAGAUUUAUUUGAAGAGGAACCCAUCAUUGAAAACAGAAUUGUGCUUCAAAAGGCUCAGGCUGAAUUGAAAAAAUACUUAAGCCUAGAAGAACAAUACUGGAAACAAAAGGCAGGAUUUAAUUGGUCUACAGAAGGAGACAGGAAUACUAGUUUUUUCCACAAUUAUAUGAAUGGAAGGAGGAAGAGAUUACAGGUGAGGGGAAAACAUAAUGGAGAAGGAGUAUGGUUAGAAGAGAUGGAGAAUAUCAAGGCAGAAGCAGUAAAUUUCUUUCAAAAUCAAUUUACCCAGGAGGGGGAUGCAUCAGAUUUUGAUAUAUUAAGACAUGUUCCUUCUAUGAUAUCUCAUGAGCAGAAUAUGAUGUUAUGUGCAUAUCCAACAAAAGAAGAAGUCAAGCAGGCAAUUUUUGCUUUAAGUGGGGACAGUGCUGGUGGACCAGAUGGGUUUACAGAUAUGAGACCAAUCAGCUUGUCUAACUUCAUCAAUAAGGUGAUAUCAAGAGUAGUGCAUGGAAGGAUAGAGAGGAUUUUUCCUUCAUUAAUAUCAGCAAAUCAAUCAGGUUUUGUAAAAGGGAGAAGUAUUUUUGAGAACAUUCUCUUAACACAAGAGAUUGUCUCAGAUAUUAGAAUUAGGGGAAAACCUGCAAAUGUUGUGAUAAAACUGGAUAUGGCCAAAGCUUAUGAUAGGGUUUCAUGGAAAUAUCUUUUGCAUGUGUUACGAUCAAUGGGUUUUGCAGAGCAUUUCAUAGGCCUAAUUUGGAGGUUGAUUUCGAAUAAUUGGUAUUCAGUUCUUCUAAAUGGACAGGCAACUGGAUUUUUUCAUUCUACUAGGGGAGUGAAACAGGGUGAUUCCCUAUCACCUACUUUAUUUCUUCUAACAGCAGAGGUUUUGUCCAGGGCUCUAAAUUCACUAUUUGAAGAAUCCAAUUAUAUUGGGUAUGGGAUGCCAAAGUGGUCUUAUCCUUUAAAUCACUUGGCAUAUGCUGAUGAUACAAUUAUUUUCACUUCAGCUCAUCCGGAAUCACUUAAGAGUAUCAUGAGAGUGCUGAAUCAAUAUGAGCAGGCAUCAGGUCAAUUGAUUAAUAAGGAGAAAAGUUCUUACUAUAUGUACUCGAAAGUAGGAAAUACUCUUAUUCAGUCAUUUGCUGAUAAUAUUGGUAUUUCAAGAGGACAGUUUCCUUUUAUAUAUCUGGGGUGCACUAUCUUUCAUUCAAGGAAGAAGAAGGUGUACUAUGCUGAAUUGAUCAAAAAGAUUAAAGGAAGAUUGCAUUCUUGGAAGGGCAAGCUCUUGUCAUUUGGAGGUAAGGUUGUACUAAUUAAAAGUGUUCUCCAAGCAAUGCCUUUGCAUCUACUUUCAGUAUUAGCUCCUCCAAAGUGUGUGUUGAAUGAAAUACACAAGAUAUUUGCUAGAUACUUUUGGAUUAAUAAGGAAGAAGGGAGGAAUAGACAUUGGGUAGCAUGGCAGAAUGUAUGUUUACCUACUCAGGAAGGAGGUUUAGGCUUUAAAUCUUUAUUUGAUAUUUCAAAUGCUCUUUUUGCCAAAUUAUGGUGGAUAUUCAGGACUUCUAAUACAUUGUGGGCAAAUUACAUGUGGAAUAAAUAUUGCAAGAAACAAAUGCCUAUUCUAGUCCAGUGGAAGGGGGGGUCACAGGUGUGGAAGAAAAUGCUAGAAGCAAGAGAAGCUAUAGAACAUGAAAUUUGGUGGGAAAUAAAAGGUGGAACUAUUAAUGUUUGGUAUAAGAACUGGACUAAGCUGGGAGCUUUGCACCAUGUGGUGCCCACUGAUUUUCCUAUUAAUGAAGCACUAGAGGAUGUUGCAGAUCCGAUAGAGGGAGGGAGAUGGAAGGAUCAAAUGUUGCAGCAAAACUUUCCAACAGGUAUAGUGGAUCACAUUAAGUCUGAAAUUCACAUAGAACAGCUUCAAGGUGUAUGGGAUAGACCCUGGUGGAUGCCAACAAGUACAGGAAAGUUUACAAUCAACACUGCUUGGGAUAUUAUGAGGCAUAAGAGUCACAUACAGGAGGACUUCAAACAAUUGUGGAUUAAGGGAGUUCCUUUUAAAAUUUCUUUCUUUCUGUGGAAGUUAUGGAAAUGGAUAAUCCCUACUGAUGAUAAUUUGAUGAGGAUUAAUAUUGUCGUGGUCUCUAGAUGUUACUGUUGCAGAGUUCCUCAACAAGAAACUAUGCAACAUUUAUUUUUAACAAGCAAUUUUGCAGAAGGGGUAUGGAAGGUGUUUUUAGAAGCAGCAGGACUACAUGUAAACAGAGUCCAACUACACCAAACAAUCAGAGCUGUAUGGUCAGUAGCUUGCGGUGACAUGAUCAAACCUAUUGUUCAAGCAAUACCAGCAAUGAUUACAUGGGAACUGUGGAAAAGGAGAAAUACCACAAGACAUGGAGGUAAGGUGAGUUUUAGAAAGGUGGUGCAUGAAGUGAACAAUAAUCUAUACUAUCUUACCAGGAUGAGAUACCCAUCGUUACAAAAUGUACCUUUUCUAUGGCCUGACCUAGUUAAUUGUCUGGAAAGAAUACAACCUCGAAUAAUUACUAAAGUUGUACAUUGGAAGCUUCCAUAUGCUAGGUGGUUUAAGUGUAAUACAAAUGGGGCUUCAAGAGGGAAUCCGGGACCUAGUUCUUAUGGUUUUUGUGUGAGAAAUUGGCAAGGGGACUUGGUAUAUGCUCAGUGUGCUGAAAUAGGGGAUUCUACAAUUGUAGUAGCUGAAGCUAAAGCUAUACUGCAAGGCUUGACCUACUGUGUGGAACAUGAACUCCAUCCAUUAAUUAUGGAAACAGAUUCAUUGCUUUUGAAGAAAGUGGUGGAAGAACAAUGGCAGAUAUUAUGGUGCAUUAUCACUGAAGUGGAGAGAAUUAAGAAGAUGAUGGAAGGAUUGAAUGUGAUAAUACAACACGUCUAUAGGGAGGGGAACAGCCUGGCAGAUUUUUUAGCUAACAUCGCUUUUGAUUUUGCAGCUUCGGCUCAUCCUAUUGAAGAGUUAGCAAUAGCUGAGAAGCAGUAUCCACUGUAUUUCAUAGGUUUUGAUUGUCUACUGGAAAUUAGAAAUCCUAACUGGAUAUCUAUCCUGUUGAUUAAAGAGAAAAUGUUUCUGUCGAAACAUUUUGCAAAGAGGCUCUUUUAUUUAGUAAUUAAAUAA